CCCAAUCUCGCGUGCGCCGCUGCAUUCCUGUCCAUUUGUUCCGUUACCUUCGCUCCCUAUCUUAUUUCAUCUUCUUUCACCUGUUUUGAAUCUCGUGUCUGCCUAAGGAAUCGAAGGAUUAUGUCCUCGUGAUUCCAAUUUUUGGGAUCGAUGUUUCAGAACCAUGUUCAUGGCAUGUCUUGUAAUUGAUUGAUUUCAUCAUAUUGGAAACUUUUUAAUAAAUGAGAGGCUGCGGGUCCUGAUUGCUCUUCUGAAUGUACCUGUGGGUCCGGAAUUUCUGAAUUAAAUUGGCCAUCGAUUGCAAUUAUGUUUGGCAUGUCCUGAUUGUAAUAAAGUGAUGGGUCAUGUUGUAAUGGAUUUGUGACAUGUGUCCCAAAAUUGUUUCAGCCAUUGGAUUGGGAAAAACUGGCGGGAAAAUUGGAAUGCAAUUGAGCUCUGAUUUUCCAUGGGCUUUUAUAUAUAUAGUAGAUACAUGAUCUGCAAUGGAUUCGUACGAUUUGCGCUUCGAAUCCAUUAUCCCGGAGACACAAUUUGAGGAUAUUGGAAUUGAUGAUGGGGAUUUCAUCUCUGACAAGGUGGAGGACGAGGUCAUCGUCAUCGCCAGCGACGACGAUGUGGCCGAUGUUGCCCCGGUCAGAGAGAGGAAGGACGUUGUUCUUCUUGGGAGGGAGGAGCCUAGCUUCGUUGUUCUAGACGGUGAAAUUGAUGAUGCUGAUUGGCUUAUGGAUGGCAGCUGCAAGUGAUCUUAUAGUAGUCCUCCGCCUCAGGGGAGUGUCUGUUAUAGCCUUUACAUCCAUGACAACCCUUUUUCUGCCACUUUUUCCUUGGUAAGAUAAGGACUGUAGUUACCGUUACGGGUCGAGAUUAACAAAGAAACGUUACCGGG
Messenger RNA from Cuscuta campestris, 886 nucleotides. NCBI's taxonomy places the organism in Eukaryota, Viridiplantae, Streptophyta, Magnoliopsida, Solanales, Convolvulaceae. The record is from the annotation of a GenBank genome assembly.